CGUUCUAGCCAAGGGUGGAGAUUAAGUGACUCUGGUGACUCAGGGUUUUGAAAGCAACAGUUGGUCCUAGGACAGCAAGACCCCAAGCGGGAUCAAGACCCUGAAGAAGACUCAGGUCUGAGUCCGAGUGUUAUGUGCACCCCUCGCUGGGAACUGGAUCGGCAAGGGAUAUAACCAAUCAACCGCAACAUGACAUCCAGAAGUGAUUAUGACAAAGACCUGGAAGGGGCUCUUGAUAUUGGAGAAUACAACGAUAAUGAUGAGAGCUUCCAGCCUGAAGAUGAUGCUCAGGAUUCGGGAAAUCCUUCACCUCUUUUCCCCCCUGUGGCGCCAUCCUAUAUUGCACCCCAAAGAGGACUGCCCGAGCUGUACGUAGAGCUGCAGGAGUUAAUAAUGGACACCAACAAGGAACAUCGUUGGGUGGAGGCUGCACGAUGGUUGAAAGCCGAGGAAGAUUACCAAGAGAAAAACCAGCAGUGGGGAAAUCCUCACAUCUCCUACCUCACCUUCCGCAGCCUCUCUGAGCUACGUCGGGUCUUCAAGAAAGGUACGGUACUUCUGGACCUUGAAGAAAAGACUCUCCCUGGAAUCGCCAGCCAAGUUAUCGAUCAGCUGAUUUACGAAGAACAUUUAAAACCUGAUAACCGGGAAGAGGUCCUACGAGCCCUUCUCCUGCAACACACCCAUCCUGAAGAAGGGCUUAAAGGAGACGUUGAGAGUAAGCAACCAUUACUUCAGAUUGAGAUGAAAACUGUUACUGCUAAGGGAAAUGCGUUGGCAGACAGAGUGCCAGAAGGUGCAGAAGCCUCUGUAGUCCUUGUGGGUGGUGCUAGAUUCUUAGAGAGUCCAACUGUGGCAUUUGUACGCCUGAAGGAAGCUGUGCGCCUGGAGUCCGUCCUUGAAGUUUCUAUACCUAUCAGGUUCCUCUUCAUCCUUCUGGGACCUGAGCACCCCAAUAUUAGUUACCAGGAUGUGGGGAAAGCUGUAUCUAGCAUGAUGGCAGAGAGGGUCUUCCGUACUGACAUGUACCUUGCUGGUGGACGUCAAGAUCUUGUUCGUUCUAUUGAAGAGUUCUUGGAUUGUUGCAUAGUUAUUCCCCCUACGGACUCUCCUAACGAGCAGCUACUCAAGGAACUGGUGCCAUUGCAAACGAACAUGCUCAGGAAGCGAUACCAAGAUAUUAAAGUGGUACCAGGUGGACACAAGCAAGAUUUAAAGAACAAAGAGGAGCCUCCAGAAGACCCUUUGAAACGAACUGGCAAGCCUUUUGGAGGUCUCGUACGUGACAUUCGUCGUCGAUACCCAAAAUACCUAAGCGAUAUCCGUGAUGCACUUAAUCCCCAGUGUCUAGCUGCUUUCAUAUUUAUCUACUUUGCUGCCCUCUCACCCGCCAUUACAUUUGGAGGUUUAAUGGCUCAAAAGACCCAGAACUGGAUGGGUGUGUCUGAAUUAAUGGUGUCCACAGCCGCCCAGGGAAUUCUCUUUUGUCUUCUUGGUGCCCAACCUCUUCUCAUUCUCGGGUUUUCUGGACCUCUACUUGUUUUUGAAGAAGCUUUUUUCAAGUUCUGUGAAAGUCAAGGCAUUGAGUACAUCGUGGGGCGAGUGUGGAUCGGCUAUUGGCUAAUCUUGAUUGUGAUAAUAGUGGUGGCCUUUGAAGGCAGCUUUUUGGUCCGCUUCAUUUCAAGGUUCACGCAGGAGAUCUUCUCAUUCCUUAUCUCACUCAUCUUUAUCUAUGAGACCUUUGCCAACCUCUACAAGAUCUUCAAGGCCCAUCCUUUACAGUCGAACUACAAUGGAACGCAUCUGGACCCCAAUGCUGUCCCUCAGCCGAACACUGCUUUGCUGUCUUUGGUACUGAUGUCUGGGGCCUUCUUUAUUGCUUUCUUUCUCCGUCAAUUCAAAAACAGCAGCUACUUCCCAGGGAAGUUACGUCGUAUUAUUGGUGAUUUUGGAGUUCCCAUUGCAAUUCUCAUUAUGGUCGGGGUUGAUUUUUCCAUUAAGGACACUUACACAAAGAAACUCAGCCUACCCAAAGGUCUCAGUGUCUCCUUACCCAGUAAUCGCAGCUGGUUUAUCCCACCAAUGGGGCUAAGCACACCCUUCCCCAUUUGGAUGAUGUUUGCUUCUGUAGUGCCAGCCCUUCUUGUCUUCAUCCUGAUCUUCAUGGAGUCUCAGAUCACAACGCUCAUUGUCAGCAAACCAGAAAGGAAAACCGUGAAGGGCUCAGGAUUCCACUUGGAUCUGCUGUUGAUCGUGGGCAUGGGAGGUGUCUGUGCCUUCUUUGGGAUGCCCUGGCUCAGUGCCACCACGGUGCGUACAGUCAGCCACGCCAAUGCAUUGACCAUCAUGAGCAAGGGAGACAAGCCUCAAAUAGAGAGAGUCAUCGAACAGAGGAUCAGUGCACUUCUAGUGUCACUUCUUGUCGGUCUUUCUAUCUUGAUGGAGCCCGUCCUUACUCUCAUUCCAUUGGCUGUCCUAUUUGGUAUAUUCCUUUAUAUGGGGGUGACUUCCCUGAAUGGUAUACAGCUUUAUGACCGCAUACUUCUAACCCUUAAACCACCCAAAUAUCACCCCAAGGAGAUCUAUGUGACUCGGGUUAAGACGCUGCGCAUGCACUUGUUUACGUUGUCCCAAGUACUGUGCUUGGCAGUGCUAUGUGUGGUCAUCUUCACCCCAGCUUCACUGGCCCUGCCCUUCGUCCUCAUUCUUACUGUGCCACUACGAAGGUUCCUACUGCCAUGUAUCUUCAACAAACUAGAGCUCACUUGUCUGGACGGGGACAAUCCUACAGUGAGUCUUGAUGAAGAUACAGGAAAGGAUGAAUAUGAUGAAGUUCAGAUGCCAGUAUAAAGGAAAAAAAACCUAUGGAUCCUUUUAGACAUCACACGUGAAGUCUAUUCCUUGGUAUGGUGGAAGCCAUCUUGAAAGUAUUUGACAAAUACUUUGAGGUGCACCUUGUCCACACCUACAAUGUUCCAGAACAUUCCCAGAACCUCCAUUGGAUUAUAAACUGCGUGCAUUUUUAAUUUUAUAACCUAUUUUGUAACUUAGUGACCUGUUUCAUUUUCUCCAUUUUAUAUUUUCUGCAUACAAAAACAGGUUACCAAAUAUUUUUUUUUAUAUUAGAUGGGGAAAAAAAAUCAUGUGAGAUUUUUAAAAUUAAGAGAAUCCAGGAAUAUAUUUGCAUAUGAGUGAUCCUAGAUUAUUAAAUAUUUAACAUUUAACAAUGCUUCAAACAAAUCUCAUAAUGUUCAUCUUAAAGGAACAUUCAUAUCUUCAUAACAACUUCAUCUUAAUCUUAUCGUUAGGAGUUAAACUGUUUUCCAAUGGUUUAACCUCCGUAGUUGGUCCCCCGGUGUUCGACAGCCUCGUCUUUAACUUUUUCAGUCCAGGAAAGCCAACCUUGGCCUAUCGCCAUCUGGCUAGGCAAGUCUUCCUGGACAAGACGAAACCAGGAGGAAGGAAGAGAGGAACCGGCGCAGUCAAGCACGGGGAUGACCAACUUCAUAAUUAAACCGUUGAAAAACUGUGUAAACCCUGAAGGUAAGAAGGUACUCAGACACUCCUUGAGAUGAAAUUGUAAUGCGGGUCGAAGUUUUCCUUUAAUACCAUUUCUCUUUUUUUUUUUUUUCCUAUUUUAAUAAUGCUAUGCGCUUUGCUCUAACCAUUCCUUUGUAAAUAUGCUUAAAAAUUAAUAUAUGUGAUCAGAAAUAUAAUAUAUUUUACAAAACACUCGGGAAAAAAAGUGGAAAAAGUAUUUACAUAAAUAUCUGAACUUUAUUUAAUAGAAUUACAAGCUACUUUAAUAGGGUAUUUAAUGCAUUGAAAGCAUUUCAUCUAAGUUGUAGAUUGAAAUGCAUUUGAACCCCUGAGAUAUUUAGGCAAUAAGAGUUUUUAAAGAUAUUUUUUUGUUGUUGGAAAUAAAUGAAUUAUUUGUAUUUUUUAAUAAGAGUUUUAAUGGCAACGUUAAUGUAAUGCUUUGCUAUAAAGAAAGUUUUUUACUGUGACACGAUGGAACAUUUUAUACAAAGAAUAAAAUCCCUUUUUAAAAUGUGCAUAA
Molecule: messenger RNA, 4060 nt
Organism: Pelobates fuscus (common spadefoot toad)
Lineage: Eukaryota; Metazoa; Chordata; Amphibia; Anura; Pelobatidae
Gene: SLC4A1
Product: solute carrier family 4 member 1 (Diego blood group)
Exons: 20
Coding region: 190-2850 (886 amino acids)
Biological process (GO): regulation of intracellular pH; transmembrane transport; monoatomic anion transport
Cellular component (GO): basolateral plasma membrane; plasma membrane
Molecular function (GO): bicarbonate transmembrane transporter activity; solute:inorganic anion antiporter activity; monoatomic anion transmembrane transporter activity
Source: RefSeq, a predicted model, not a curated record